AUGCCUCGACUUUGGGUAAAGCCGGGUCGGAGAGAUGGGAGGCGAGGGCUGCUCACGACAGCCAACGUGUCUGUCCCUGAGGAAGAGGCCCCAGAUUUGCCAAGGGGCUGGACACGAGCUGUCGCGUCAUGGCCGAGCGCGCUCCCUGUGCGUGGUGACAUUUGCUGCAGCGUCACGGCCGCACUCAUUGCCCUCCUUUGUCUUUCAGCCCCUGAAGGAGUGUCCUUGCUUGUCCCGCAGCCCAACAUCAACGCCACAGUGGCACAGAACAUCCUCCUCUCAGUCGAUUGCUCCUGCAGAGGAGUCGCCACCAUUGAGUGGAAGCAUGUGUCAAGCCGGGGCACCACAAAAAUUGUCGAGUGGAGAAGUGGGAAUUAUGUUAACAUAUCCACAGGCUACAAGGACAGAGUGACUGUUUUUGAAAAUGGCUCUAUACAGCUUCUGAACGUGGGUGUGAGAGAUGCUGGCUACUACUUUGUCACUGUAACAGAGGAGCAUGGAAGCAACAUCUACGGGACCAUCGUAGUCAAUGUUUAUGAGAUUAUAUAUGAAGAUUUGCAUUUUGUAGCAGUUUUCUUUGCAUUUCUCACUGGAGUAUCUGCCAUUUUGAUCUGCUUCAUGUGGUUGUGUAACAAAUCCCUGCAUCUCUUCCAGAAGAAGACACACAAAUUAACAGCAAGUAACACUGAAGAGAUUGAACUGGAAACCAUUGAGUGUUAGCCAAGAACCCUUUCAUAAU
Molecule: messenger RNA, 739 nt
Organism: Tinamus guttatus (white-throated tinamou)
Lineage: Eukaryota; Metazoa; Chordata; Aves; Tinamiformes; Tinamidae
Source: RefSeq, a predicted model, not a curated record